This is a messenger RNA of Liolophura sinensis, 2569 nucleotides long. RefSeq names its product kinesin-like protein KIF6. NCBI's taxonomy places the organism in Eukaryota, Metazoa, Mollusca, Polyplacophora, Chitonida, Chitonidae. Gene Ontology annotation, biological process: microtubule-based movement. Bases 89 to 2569 code for a protein of 826 amino acids. The record is from RefSeq and is a predicted model, not a curated record. The transcript has 22 exons. Gene Ontology annotation, molecular function: ATP binding; microtubule motor activity; microtubule binding.
UGUAAACAAAUGAUAUGUUGUGAUAUGUUUAGAGGAUAAUUUCGAUGUUACAAAGAACCUUGGGAAAAUCCAAGACAAUUUGUGAAAUAUGGUGAAGAGCACAAUCCAAAUAUUCGCUCGUGUCAAACCUACACGUGCAAAGACCGGCCCGUACUCAGUGGACGAUGAUGAGGAGGGUCACCCACGACUGAGCUUCAACGUCCCCAAAGAAUUGGCUGAUGGAUUUAUUAAUAACAAGAAGGAAAACUACAAUUUCAGGUUCCAGCAAGUGUUUGAUCAGAAAACUAAACAAGAGGAUGUGUUUGAAGCUGUAGCCAGGCCUGUGAUUGACAAUGUGCUGGAAGGCUACAAUGGAACCAUAUUUGCAUAUGGACAGACUGGUAGUGGGAAGACAUUUACCAUCACAGGAGGAGCAGAGCGGUACAUUGACAGAGGCAUUAUCCCCAGGACUCUUUCCUAUAUAUUUGAGCAGUAUGAGCAGAAUCCUGAUAAAGAGUUCAGCUUGCAUGUGUCCUAUCUGGAGAUCUAUAAUGAAAGUGGUUAUGACCUGUUGGAUCCAAAACAUGAGGCUGCCAAACUGGAAGAUUUACCUAAAGUGUCAUUACUGGAGGACUCUGAUCAGAACAUCCACCUGAAGAACUUGUCUGUGCACCCGGCUAAUAAUGAGGAGGAAGCCCUCAACCUGCUUUUCUUGGGAGACACAAACAGAAUGAUAGCCGAGACACCGAUGAACCAGGCAUCCACACGAUCUCACUGUAUCUUCACCAUUCACAUCAUGUCCAGAGAGACCGGCUCAGCAACCAUACGGCGAUCCAAACUCCACCUAGUGGACCUGGCAGGAUCGGAGCGUGUAUCUAAGACUGGAGUGAAUGGUGUGCUGCUGACAGAAGCCAAGUAUAUCAACCUCUCUCUUCAUUUCCUGGAACAGGUGAUCAUCAGUCUGGCAGACAAGAGCCGUCAGCACAUCCCCUAUCGUAACUCUAUGAUGACGUCUGUGCUGCGGGACAGCCUUGGGGGCAACUGUAUGACCACCAUGAUAGCCACAUGCUCGGUGGAGAAAAAGAACAUUGAUGAAUCCAUUUCCACAUGUCGGUUUGCGCAGCGUGUGGCUCUGAUUAAGAAUGAAGCUAUACUUAAUGAAGAGCUUGACCCCAAACUGAUGAUUGCCAAACUGAAGAGAGAGAUCCAGCAGCUUAAAGAGGAGCUCGCCAUGGCAACAGGAGAGCAGAGGACAGAUGAACUAACAACUGAAGAAUUGCAAAGAUGUCAAGAGAUUGUACAGACAUUCCUCAGUGACCCAGAUGUAGACACUGUCAUCAAUGUGGGAGCAGACAUGAGGAAGAUUCAACACUGCUACAAGCUCUUAAAGAAAGCAGUUCUGGAGAAACCGUCCCCAAGCUCCUCUGACAUAUCCCUGACCAAUGGCCAUCAGGUCCAAGAGGACACCGGUCCAUACAGCAAUGCAGAAGUCAGCAAGCUCAAGGAUCUGGUGCUGCAGAGAGAUAACGAAAUCAACAUCCUAGUGGGAAUGUUAAAGAAAGAGAAGAAACGCGCCUCAGAUGCUAUGACGAUGUUGGAAAAGGCCGGCCAAUCAAAUCACAGAUCCCUAAUAAGCUCAGUCAAUCAGCCAAUUAAUGGUGAAUCAAGUCAUCAGGUCAGAGGUCAUUCUGAGGAGUCAGAUCAUCAAAGCCGGCGGCCUGCGAGUGACAGUCGACGGCGCAGUGAUCGAGACAUGAGGGUCAGUGAGAAAGAGAAGGCUGAUGAACAGAAGUAUAACCACACACAGUACAAGAUAUUGGGAAAUAUGUCAAUGGGUCGUCAAGAGGCCUUUGAAAUCUUCCGUCGAGAUUAUAGAGAAAACCAUACAAUAGAGGACCAGAAGAGGGUGUUAAAACUACGCUACCAGGAGGCCAAGAGAAUGGGAGAACAAGUAAACCAGGCGAGGGCAAAUAUCAAUCAUAUUAAGGGGCAGAUUGAACAGUAUAGGAUGACUCAAGCAAUGCAAGGACUGAGGGAUGUGAAUCAGAGUGGGCCAGAUGAGACAGAACAAAGAUUGAGGGACAAAAUUGAGGAGGAAAAAGCUAGGUACAAAGAAACUUUCAAUGAGUUAAGGACUUUGAAAACAGAAAUUGAACAUUUGCAGCACCUGCUGGAGAAAUCGAAGGUGAAACUCAUGAAAGACUUUGAGUUAUGGUGGGCAGACCAGGUGAAUAUGUCAGCACAGAAUGGUUCACAACCCGCCAGAUCAGCGUGGAAAACCCCACCUGUCACUCCCUCUACCAGGGGUGUUUUGUCCACAUCCUCCUCACAGUCCUCUUUAGCCAGCAGGGGAGAGCAGCCAGGUAACGGCUGGUCAAAAUUCACAUCCAAACCGCCUGUACCAGGAAUUGGGAGAACCCAGCCAAACUACGACAUGGUCAACUCCACAAACAAUCUCACAUCAACACACAACAGGCCGUCUUCCAGCAGAAGAAACAUUCCACUGACAGGAGAUGCUAAAGCAGAUGCUGACAUCAUGGCAUUUGUACGUGCCAGGGAGAACAUAAUCAAACAAGAAAUUUCCCCAUAA